AUGAAUGAAAAAGAAAUAACGCUUUCAUUAUGGGAUUUUAAACAAUGUGAUUCAAAAAAAUGCACAGGCAGAAAAUUGUUACGUUUUGGCUUAGUUAAAAAUAUUAAACUUAGAUCCCAUUUUUCUGGUAUUCUUUUAAGUCCUUAUGCAUCAAAAUACCUAUCUUCUGCUGAUUUAAAUAUAAUAGAGAAACAUGGAAUUGGUGCUGUUGAUUGUUCCUGGAAUAGAAUUGAAAAGCAAGAAUUUAUAUAUUUUAACCAAAUGUUAUCACGAAAAUUGCCCUUUUUAACAGCAGUUAACCCUGUUAAUUAUGGUAAACCCUUUAAACUCUCUUGUGUAGAAGCCUUUGCUGCAUCUUUAUAUAUUACUGGGUUUUCAAAUUCUGCAACAACAAUUCUUGAAAAGUUUAAAUGGGGAUCAAAUUUUAAUAAAAUCAAUAAGCAACUUUUGAAGAAAUAUUCAAAAUGUGAAAAUAGUGUAGACAUAGAAAAUUUUCAAAAUAAAUUUAUAUCUUUCACCCAACAAGAUGGAGUUGAAGGCUAUACAGUAAAGGAUAUUAAUUAUUUGCGAGAUUUAGAAAAGAGUUCAGACUCUCAUGACACUGACAGUGAUGAGAAUUCAUGCCCUGAAAGUUUUAACCCAAAUCAUAAUUCAAGCUAUGAAAAUCAUCUGUACCCACCUUCAUAUUCAAGUUCUGAGCCUGAUUAACAUAUUAUUUGUAUAUUUACUGAUUUAUAUAUUAUUAAAAAAUAUAUGCAAUAUGAGCAUAAUAAUAUGUUAUAAAUUAUUUAAAUUAACUUAUAGCAGUUUUAGGAUAGCC
Molecule: messenger RNA, 820 nt
Organism: Gordionus sp. m RMFG-2023
Lineage: Eukaryota; Metazoa; Nematomorpha; Gordioida; Chordodea; Parachordodidae
Product: 18S rRNA aminocarboxypropyltransferase-like
Exons: 4
Coding region: 1-708 (235 amino acids)
Biological process (GO): maturation of SSU-rRNA
Molecular function (GO): rRNA small subunit aminocarboxypropyltransferase activity
Source: RefSeq, a predicted model, not a curated record